Molecule: messenger RNA, 2202 nt
Organism: Scedosporium apiospermum
Lineage: Eukaryota; Fungi; Ascomycota; Sordariomycetes; Microascales; Microascaceae
Exons: 4
Coding region: 1-2202 (733 amino acids)
Source: RefSeq, a predicted model, not a curated record
AUGGCUCACAUUAUCAGCUGCAUGGCCGAUGCCGACCUUGGGCCUGGCACUCUCAACUCUUAUAUAGCAAAGCCAGCCUCCCCACAACCUCCCAAUGAAUCGAUAACUUCACCAACACAGCUGCCCUCUGCCUCGGCCGAGAAGCAGCCAUUCGCCUGGAGAAUGCAUCAACCAGAGACCAGGAAGUAUCAACUCUUCCCCAAGGGUGCCCAGACGCCCACCACCAAGGUGCUGGACCCCGAGCAAGCCUUUGCCCACGCAAUGGCCCAGAACCCCAAGACCGACAAGAACGACAAGCUUGCGGCGGCUGGCAAUGGACUCAGGAUACGGAUCAAGGAGCACAACCUCACCAGGAGGCGGAAGAUUAGCGUGCCUGAGCUUGGUCCUAUGACUACAGUACAAGAAGUCGCCAUGGAUUCCCCGACCAUCCCUGGAAGACCACCUCUACAUGAGCGAUCCGUCAGCGCCCCCGGCCAGAGCUGGAAGCAGCAGAACCAGAUUCUAGAUCUCUCUUACCACUACAGCCCCAUCGAGGAGAUUAAUCUCCCCAGAAGCAUCACACCCGUUCUCGAGACCCGAGCUCCUACACCUCCCAGGCAACCCCUUUCGCCCAAGCAACUCGCUCCUCUCGUCAUCCCUAAUCACCAAGGUACUCUCCCUCGCCUUGCCAAGCAGAUCUCUCUCACUCGCCUUCGAUCCGGGAGCACUCCCGUCGAUCCUCUCCAAGUUCGCUCCGCGAGGACAGAUGACUCGCCCAGAACCCGAACACCGUUCACGCCUCUCUCCUCCAGCUCAACUCAGAUGACCAACUCUACCCUUCCUACGCCCAUCUCCGCCCCCAUCAUCGAGUCUCGAGCGUCUCCAAAGCCUUGGGAAGCCCCGAGGGUCACUACUCCCACGCAAUGUAUCAUUGAGAGGGCCGGCACUCCCAAGACCGACGAACCUCGAAGCGCCAACGCCGUUCUCUACGGACACAGGAGAGGAGUUUCCGAGUCAGGUAGCAUUAUGGAUAGAGGUCGCCCUAAGAAGAGGAACGACGUCCGAAACAACAACGGUCCUCUCCUAAAGAGGUCCGAUUCCAAGAAGCGAAGCCAGAGCGCCGAGCGAAGAGCCUUUGAGCAACUCCCCAAGGGCUGGCGGGCUGCCGAGGCCGUCAACGCUUUGACGUCCAACGAGGUCUCGGAGCUCUACAGGCAAGCGGUAGGCCAAGCCGCCCGCUUCGAGGUUCUCAGGAAGGAGGAUGUGGAGGCCCUGUCAAGAGAACUCCGCCACCUAGACGAGCGAACGGAAUACCUUCGCCGCACUUACACCUCUCUCCGUGCUGGACGGCGCAAUCUUCACUCCCGCAUCUGCCAGUACCUCCGGUCUCCACGUGUUGCCAAGUUCAGUCACGAUUCGAUGCUUAAGCAAGAAGAGGCUCUCGCUGAGCUGGAUGCCUCUAUUGACGACUGGGUUACCAAGCUCGAGCAGGCCGAGAACCGCCGCACGCGGGUCCGCCAAAAGCUUCUCGAGCACGUUGCUGCAGCUGCCACGCUUCAGGGCACCGGUGCGGCCGCUGCAUCCGAGUCCCUGCAGCUAGCGAUGGGUAUCCGCCCGCCUCAGCAACAAUACAACGGUGUUGGCAAUAUCUCCACACCUCCCCGUAGCCCCACCAAGACCAACUUCUCUACCACGACCGCUACCGCUACCGCUACAGCUACCGCUACUGCUGCUCCUACCCACACCAUCUCUACCUCACCCCACCGCACCACCGCUCACGUACCGAGCACUAUUUUGGAGCAGCCUCUGGUUGAAGAAGCUGCUGCCAUUAGCGAUGAUCGGAAGAGCACCAUGACUGCCCUUAGCCGACGAGACUGUGAGAGCAUCCGCGUCUACGCUGACAGCGACGUUUAUGCUCUUCUCGCCGAUGUUGAGAGCGAGUUUACCAAGAUGACCAUUCCCAUUGAUUCCCCUACCCUGAGCGAUGCUGAGCGACAGGAGCUUCAUCGUGCGCGAAGCCACGACAUGCUCUGCGGCGCUGAAGAUGCCGCCGCGGCCGAAGCUCCCCUGUCCCAGUCUCUUCCCGAGGAGGCCACCACCACCACCACCACCACCACCACCACCAAGACCCCUUCGGCUCAAGCUGCGGCCGCCGAACCCAUCUACCUUACCAACGCUGUCUUCCGACCCAAUGCUCCUCGCAGGUCCCUUACUGCCUCCUAA